AUGGCGAGCUCUCGAUCGACCAACGGGCUAUCUCAGCAGAUGGAGAAGAUGACUGUGAAUGGCAAGCGCCAUGCCGAUACCCCUCGUUACACUCCGCCGCAUCGAAAGUACGCUCAAGCAAAUAAGUCUGUCGAGACUAGCACCGCCGGACCAGCCAAGGAUGCGAACAAUACACCCGCAAUCGCACGCACUACAUCUGAGAAGCCUGUUAAGCCGGAAACUAUCGCUGCUACCGAAUCCAAGGUCACAAAGGAGACAAAAACCACACCCGCUGCCGCACCAUCAAAAGAGUCGGAUACAGAGCCCAAACCAAAGACCACAACCAGAGCCAUGGCUCCUCAUCGCAAAUACAGCAAACCCACUACCGAAGUCGCAGACUCAUGGGAAGAAGAAGCGUCAACAGACCGAGAGCCUUCAAGCACUAGCGCUACCACCCACAUCGCAAACCCAACUUCUGAGCCAGCACCAGUGCCAAAAUCAUCCUACGUUCCUCCUCAUCUCAAGUACCGCUCUGCUGCACCCUCACCACCUAGUCACAGUGUCACACCACCUUCGCGCAGUGGCACUCCCUCUUCGAGCGCUUCCUCUGAACGUCGUCCCGAAAAGACAAACGCUGUCGCCCAUCGCUUGAUCGCUGGUGCUCUGGGUGUCAAGGUACCGAGAAGAACAGAAGAGCAGAGAGCCUACGACAAAGCUAUGAGGGAGCAAGAGAAGAGAAAGAGAGACAAGGAGAGAGAAGCCAAGAAGAAAGCAGAGGAAGAUGCUGCAAAGGCGAAGGCUGCCAUCUGGGAUGAUUGA
Messenger RNA from Aureobasidium musti, 798 nucleotides. The record is from the annotation of a GenBank genome assembly. Lineage: Eukaryota; Fungi; Ascomycota; Dothideomycetes; Dothideales; Saccotheciaceae.